Molecule: messenger RNA, 309 nt
Organism: Coprinopsis cinerea okayama7#130
Lineage: Eukaryota; Fungi; Basidiomycota; Agaricomycetes; Agaricales; Psathyrellaceae
Exons: 3
Coding region: 1-309 (102 amino acids)
Source: RefSeq, a predicted model, not a curated record
AUGCGCGAUGUCACAGGACCCUCUGGCGCGCUUCCCCAACCCGCGGUGAGAGGAGCCAGCGACAUUCGCCACGGGACCUACAUACGGUGGCACCACGCCGCGUGCUCGAACUAUGUUGGGGUGCCAGGCAAGUACCAGGCUCGUCAUUUUGCCCGAGUUGGCCGGUUCAGGUGUCGUUCAACGAAGGGUAUAAGAAGGAAAGAAGAGGUCGUCCAGCUCGACUGGACCAAGUUAAAGGUGACCAAGGCAUGUAAGGCAACCAAGAUGUGGAAGAAAAACCGAGGUACGGAAAGGCAUCCCAAGGUAUAG